UGCCAGGAAGUGAGUCAGAGCGGCUGGGGGAGAGCGAACACUCGAGAGCGAGAGAGAGUCACUUUAAUUGUUAUUGUCUCCGUGUAUCUCGACUGCGUUAGGUAGUGAAGCCGCUGGACGGCCUUCUCCCCGAAGUCCUGGAGCAGUGCUUAAUCCGGAGGGACAAUUCCCACCGACUGACGCGCUGAACGGAACAGGUCCGUCGUUAGAGGCGCACGCACGGCCGAGUCACCACCAGUGCCGCCGCCGCGUCUCCCUGCUCUUCUGCUGGGCUCGGCGCGGCGCACUAAUUAUAUGGGUUGUACUCGGUUUUAAUUGCAGCCCUUCCCUACCAGCAGCGGAGAAGGCGAGACGUACACAAAGGGAGAGCUAAGCGAAGCGAAGAUGAACGAGGAGCAGAGCAGUGGCCGAAAACGGACAGUUAAGCAAGAUGAAGAAGAGUUUGAGAUUUCAGUCCCUUUUGAAGAGAACAACUUUGAACAGCCUGUUUACUACAAUCAGACCGACAGCACUUUUGACGAAGUUCAAGAGCAGCCAUCCAACAACUCCUACCUCCUGAUCACCAACUUAAAAACACAGCUGCAGAUCUCUCUGGAAAAGAAUUCGUGGCUUCAGAAAAGGAUUGAAGAUCUAGAAGAAGAAAGAGACUUCUUGAGGUGUCAGCUGGAUCGCUUUAUCUUCUCCACCAAAGGAGAACAAGAUGGAGACUCUAGACUGUAUAGCUGGGAGAGACGCCGGGACAGUGAUCAUCAUUCUAGGAACUCACGCCCCAAUACGGGCCUUUUCCCACGACGAGCCUCCUCCUCUGCGGGGCAACAUGUUUCUCAGACUCAACAACCUGUCAAACAGCAACAGCUAACCAAUCAGACUCACCACAACUCCCAUCAUACUGUUUCUCAGUCUCAUCAUUCAUACCAGCAAUCGUCCAACCCAUUAAAUCAGCUUAAUUCAGUCAGCCAGCAGCAGAAUCACCACAGCCAGCUGCCAGGAUUGCAAGGUUUGGAACGAGAAGGACUAGGAAACCUUGGAAUUGGCAUGAUUGGAGACGAGGAGCUUCUGGAAGAAGAGGAUGGAAUCUUGGAAGAAGAGGAGGUGGUCUCUGGUGAAGAAGUAAUGUCAGAUAGUGGGAUAAUGAAACGAUCUGGUAGUGGAAAUGCCCGAAGUGGAGUAAUUUCACGGUCUUCACAAGGUAUUAAUCGCAGAAGGGUGAUCAGGAUAUCGAGAGGAAGAGAGCGGCAAAGAGUCAAAGACGCUGCUGGAGUUCUGUAUCGAUACAAAAAGAUCCUGCUCACCUACCAGAAGCUGAAAAACAUGACCAAGGCCUUUCAGUAUCAUGGUGUGGAUCGAAAUACUGUGGCCUCAACCACUCCCAUUGCUGAGCUGUUACUUGUAGCCCCAGAGAAGCUGGCAGAAGUUGGUGAAUUUGAUCCUGCCAAAGAGCGUCUCUUGGACUAUGCACGGAGAUGUUACGUGGCCCUGGAUGAAGAGACAUUACACAAGGUGCAGGCCCUAAAAAAGAACAACCUGCUGCUGCCCAUUUCCUAUCGGUUCAAGUGCUAGACUUGAGUAAUUGGUCAGGUGGGGAUGGGUGUGAAAGAGGAAAGCAAGAAGAAAUGAGACGAGCAUGUUGCCCAAUUGGAACCCCGAGUCAGAUCAGCAGUGAAGUAGAAGUCCGGGUAUUCUGCACAAUGCACUCCAAUUUUGAUGUGAGGGUCGGAGCUGUUUUCACUUGUCAGGAUUCACGUGGGAUAAAUUUGGUGAGCAGGCAUUUUUCUCCACUUCCCCUUUGGGAAGUUUUUCUGAGACGCUGCUCAACAGCUAAGAGAGGUUUUGAUUGACUGGGCAUUAUACAUUUACGCUUCCCCCUUCAGUCCUGUUUCUGCUUUGGUGUGGAGGUGGGAAGAAAUGGAACAUCAGGUAAAGUCCCCUCUGUCACACUUCACAGCAGCAUGUCAUGCUAAGACCCGACUCCCAUGCUUUUUUUUGUCCGUUUUGUUCUCUUUUUAAGUAUUUGAAUAUAAAAUAUUGUAUUGGCUCAGAAGAACAGCUUUUUCCAAAGUUAUCAGUUAGUAUUAAAUGACCAUCACGUGUUUUGCUUCUACCACAUUUAUUUGGAAAAAUGUAAAACUCAAAAACGGUUUCUGAGGAUCGAGGGAUCGUGAUUGACACAGUAACAAGGGGGACUCUCACAGGGUAAUAUUCCCCACCCAGCUUCGGCUCCUCCGUGUCCUUCAGGGUCGUCACGAUUCACAACGAGAUGAUACUGAAAGGCAGCUGCUGGACUACACUGCAACGAGGCCCAUCCAAAUCCAGCCUCGAAGAAGACGGCCCUCCGGUCUGGGGUGUGACUAAAAAAAAAAAAAAAUCGAGAUGGCUUAAUUGGGGCAAACUGGAACAAGAGACGAGAAUGAUGCCCUAUUGAAUUUUUGUACAUAGAAUGGUGAGACGACAUGGGUAAAUAAUUAUAAAUUUUAAUGUUUAGUUUUUAUUGUCUUGCAGUCUACUUGAUUGUUGAACUUUUUGAUAGGCAUUUGCAACGUGUUUUGUUUGAUCUGGAAACCGAGUGGAGUUAACCAUGAUCAGCGUGAUCUUUCAUACUCCUGCUUGAGAGCAGGUGAAAGUGUGGGCUUCUCCUCCACACCUGCCUCUGAAACGAAAAGCGUUUAGUGGCUUUGUAGUGACGAGAAUAAGUGCUGAUCCUUCAGCUAGUAUGGCCGAUGGGCCCGGUGGCUACAGUGCUCUUUGAGCCAGGAAUGACUGGACAGUGACGUGUGAAGUUUCCAGUGCUUUUUAUUUUUCUUUUCCUUUUCUAAAAAGAGUGCGACAAUCAAGUGCAGAACGUGACACUAAGUAUCGACUCUUCACGAGGUGUGACUCGUGGUCUAUGGUUGAUUUAAUGCUGAUUAUUUUGUAAUCCCAGUUUAAUAUUUAAAAUAAAAGUACAGAGUUCACAGAACCAAAA
This is a messenger RNA of Erpetoichthys calabaricus (reedfish), 2962 nucleotides long. RefSeq names its product coiled-coil domain containing 106a (gene ccdc106a). Gene Ontology annotation, cellular component: nucleoplasm. The record is from RefSeq and is a predicted model, not a curated record. NCBI's taxonomy places the organism in Eukaryota, Metazoa, Chordata, Cladistia, Polypteriformes, Polypteridae. The coding region runs from base 385 to 1560 and encodes 391 amino acids. The transcript is spliced from 7 exons.